ACCGAAGCACCAUCACACUAAAUGGUGAGCUAUAUCUAAGCUGAGAAUUUGGAAAAAACGACAAUGGGACAUCAUUGUUGCAGCAAACAGAAAGUUAAGAAAGGAUUAUGGUCUCCGGAAGAAGAUGAGAAACUAAUCAAGUUUAUUACAACUCGUGCUCAUGUUUCUUGGAGUUCUGUUCCAAAGCUAGCAGGGCUGCAAAGGUGUGGAAAGAGCUGCAGAUUGAGAUGGAUAAACUACUUAAGACCAGAUCUCAAAAGAGGUUCUUUUACUGCGCAAGAAGAGAAAACCAUCAUUGAUGUUCAUAGAAUUCUAGGCAAUAAAUGGGCUCAAAUAGCUAAGCAUUUACCUGGUAGAACUGAUAAUGAGAUCAAGAACUUCUGGAAUUCAUGCAUCAAGAAGAAGCUUAUUGCACAAGGAUUAGAUCCCAAUACUCAUAAACUUCUCUCCCCUAAUUAUGCUCAAAGCUAUAACAAUAAUACUGCAUGCACACCUUCUGCAGAUUCUCAUUACCAGCCAACCUCAUCUUCUUCGGUUUUCCAUGCAACUUCACAAAUGAAAGAUCUUUCCAUGGAUGUGAAGGAAACCCCCUUUACCCCUUCUUUAACUUCUAUUGCUUCUCAUGAUGCUAAUUAUUUCUGUCUUCAUCCACUUCAUAUUUCCUCAACACUAACGACUUUCUGUGAACAUCAAAACUCUAAUAUACAAGCUUUAUUGGAUCAUGCAAGCCAAUCUAGUCCAAUGGGAAGCGUCCCCAUAUCGUGUUCUGCUACAAAUCCAUCUGGUUUUGGGAUCAUAGACGAGAAGAACCUAUGGGGUGGUUAUACAGAGCCUAUUCAACCUUUAAGAAACGAACAAAUGAAGGUAGAACAAGCAGUUCAAUUUGAGAGAACCAGUGAGGUGUAUGCUGGGCAGAAUAUGGAUUCUUUGUUUCAAAGCUCUAACUUUAAUUUUCACUUUAUGGAGUGUACACAAAUGCCUGAGAUGUAUUAUAGUGUGAACCCUAUAGAUCAAUUGACAUGGGAUUCACAGAUCUUGCAAUAACAAAAAGGAGUAAGUAUCUUUUCCUCUCUCUGCGCUCAGAUGUUAAAGAAAUGGUGCCAAGUUUGUUCAACUUAAUUAGAUUAGAUAUUGUAAUAUGCAAAUUUCUUGUACAGUACAGUUUACUUUU
Molecule: messenger RNA, 1171 nt
Organism: Manihot esculenta (cassava)
Lineage: Eukaryota; Viridiplantae; Streptophyta; Magnoliopsida; Malpighiales; Euphorbiaceae
Product: myb-related protein 308
Exons: 2
Coding region: 64-1044 (326 amino acids)
Source: RefSeq, a predicted model, not a curated record